AUGGUAAUAGAACAUCUCCGCACAUCAAACUUGACUCCAAUACAUCUUUUUCGUUACGUUUUUGGUGCUGAAUUGGUUGAGAUUCCGACGAGAGACAUAGUAAAAUAUGCUGCUCAAAAGGGACACAACAUACAAAUAAGUCAAGAUGACAUCUACAAAGACAUUGCUAUUUUGCUGUUAUCUGGAUAUUGUAAGUCUAUCUCCAGAAAUACUUUUGACAAAAUUCAUAGAUUCUUCCAUGUCAAUGAUAAUGACAGCAUUGAAAAAGAUGAUAAAGUAUAUAAGGUUCGGCCAUUAAUUUCACAUCUAAAUAAGAAAUUUCAAGACAUCAUCAUAGAGACUCUAGGGUCAAAUUUCUGCUUGGAUGAGGCCAUGGAGCCUUAUUACGGCUACCAUUUUAUGGAACAGUUUAUAAGAGGCAAGCCAAUUUGUUGUGGUUUCAAAUGUCAAAGAGAUCCCCAUAAGCUACUGGGACAUUCUGUAGUUGAAAAGCUCUGUGUGGGCUACAUCCCUCAGAACAGCACAGAGUACAUUGAUAAUUACUUUAACUUUUUCCCUACUUGCACCCAUGCCAGAUAUAAAGAAGGUCCUACUCAUGUGUUACCUGAUACAGGGAAUUCUGUCACACUUGAAAGAUUGAAUGACACUAGUCAAGUGACUCGGGGGACAAAUGAAUGGUCUUAUGCCAGAAUCAACUAA
Molecule: messenger RNA, 699 nt
Organism: Schistocerca cancellata (South American locust)
Lineage: Eukaryota; Metazoa; Arthropoda; Insecta; Orthoptera; Acrididae
Product: piggyBac transposable element-derived protein 3-like
Exons: 4
Coding region: 1-699 (232 amino acids)
Molecular function (GO): sequence-specific DNA binding
Source: RefSeq, a predicted model, not a curated record